This is a messenger RNA of Chara braunii, 3031 nucleotides long. The record is from the annotation of a GenBank genome assembly. Lineage: Eukaryota; Viridiplantae; Streptophyta; Charophyceae; Charales; Characeae.
CCGCUACCCGAUUGUGCACUUAUCACCAUGGUUGAGACCCGCGGUGGGACGAGCACUAGCCCCUAUACCCAGGAGCAGCAAGAGAAGAUGGCCGCCAUAGUGAAGGAAAACAGAGAGAGGAAGGAGCUCCUGAAGCAAGCGAAGUUGAAGGCUAUCGCAGAGGAGCACGUGGCAAAGAUGAAGGAGUUGGAGGAGGAGAUGGAGAAGAAGAAGAAGGUUGUUGAAGAAGAAGCGGCAGCAGAAGCCGAGGAGGAGAGAAAACGAAAGGGAAAGGAAGUACAGAGCAGUGGCGCAAUGAAAGAAGAAGUAGAGAUGGAGAAAAAAAUAAGUGAGUGGAUCGCUAAUUUAUCGUUGGGGGAAGAUGAGGAGGCCGAGUUCUAUGACCCAAAGGACGAGAGGGAUGCGCUGGCCAGCGAGCUAGCCGCGAUGGAGGACCCUCUGGAACGAAGGGAAAGAGAAGAGGAGAAGAAAUUGGAGUGGAAGCUGAGGAUGAAGAGAGAGAAGAAGAAGAGGAGGGAGGAAGUUAACAGGUUGACCGCGAAAGUGGCGAAAGUGCAAGAUUGUAGGCGAGAAGUGGGGGCACACGCAAAUGUUUCUGCCAAGAUGGAUAAGAUGUUGGGUUACCUGGAAGUAUUGAGUGCAGCCUGGAUGGAGGAGCGCCAGGCCAGUUGGAGUCAAGAGGUAGCCCUGGGUGCCAUGCGGUCGAGAUUUAGGGACUUUGCGCGCGAUAUAGUUACCCACGUUGGAGGGGAAGUUAGGAGAUUGAGAGACAGCGUGGGAAAGUUUUGUGAAGCCGCCAUUGAGGGUGCCAAAGCUAUAGCCGCAGUAGAGGGCAAGGCCAGACCCCAGGGAGUCCAGGCAUACUUUCACCUAGAGAAGAAUGGGAAAGUGGAGAAAGUUCUCCGUUCCCUGACUCUCCUCGUACAGGAUAACCUUCCUUUUGACGUAGUUUUAGGAAUGGAUUGGGGAGAGGCAGCAGGGGCCACGCUCCAUUUGAGAGAGCAUGAGUGUAGGCUCCCUAGUCCGUCAGGCGAGGUUAAGACUGUCCGCUUGUUCCAUGUGUCUGGUGUAGACAACACCUUGGCACAUUGUUGUCUCAGUGCUCCCGCGUUUGCGCGAUUAGUAAAAAAGGAGCAACUGGAGGAACAGGUCUUUGUAGUUUAUGUUAGACCUGUCACUGAGGCCAAGGAAAAGGAUAGUUCCACAAAUCCAACAAUUGCCAAGCUACUGGAAGAGUUUAAAGAUUUGACCGAGUCGCCGACAGGAGUAGUGCCGCGACCCAUCCAGCACAGGAUAGAGAUCAAGCCUGGCAGUAGAACUCCUAAGGGUGCAGUCUACAGAAUGUCCCCUAGAGAGUUAGAGGAGCUGCGCAAGCAGUUAGAUGAGCUCCUAGAGAAAGGUUGGAUCAGGCCCAGUUCGUCUCCUUUUGGAGCACUAGUCUUGUUUGUCCCCAAGAAGGAAGGAGAGUUGAGAAUGUGUAUAGACUAUAGGGGUUUGAAUGCUAUCACAGUGAAGAAUGCUGAGCCACUGCCCAGGAUAGACGAUCUCUUAGAUCGGGUGCAGGGUUGCAAGUAUUUCUCUAAGAUAGACUUAAAGUCUGGAUACCAUCAGAUAGAGGUUCAUCCUGAUGACCAGUACAAGACCACGUUCCGGACUAGAUACGGGCACUAUGAGUUCAUAGUGAUGCCCUUUGGACUAACCAACGCGCCAGCUACUUUUCAGCGUUGUAUGAACGACCUGUUUAGACCGUGGUUAGAUAACUUUGUGGUAGUCUAUCUAGAUGAUAUCCUAGUUUUUAGUAAGACCCUCCAGGAGCACCAGGGUCAUCUGAGGCAGGUCUUGGAGAAGCUUAGAGAGGCUAACUUCACGAUCAACGCAAAGAAGUGCGAGUGGGCCAAGACACAAGUUCUAUACUUGGGCCACAUAUUGGACGGAGAUGGCAUUAAGCCAGAGGACAGCUUAGCUAACUAUUAUAGGAAGUUUGUGAGGAACUUCUCCACUAUCGCUGCUCCCUUGCGCCGAUUGCUAAAGAAGGAGGCAAUCUGGCAAUGGGACAAGGACUGUACGUCUGCGCUCAAGAAGUUAAAGCGCGCGUUAAUAGAGUACCUUGUCCUCAAAGUUGUAGAUCCGUCCUUGCCAUUUGUCGUCACCACGGACGCGAGUCAAUAUGGGAUAGGCGUCGUGUUGCAGCAGGAUGACGGCCAUGGCUAUAGACCCGUAGAGUUCAUGUCCGCGAGGAUGCCCUCAGAGAAGGUAGCCACCUCCACGUACGAGAGAGAACUCUACGCUCUCAGGCAGGCUCUAGAGCACUUGAAGCAUUACUUGCUUGGGAGGCACUUCAAAGUGUAUUCUGAUCAUGAGACCCUUAGAUGGUUGAAGACCCAGGCCAAGAUGACACCUAAGCUAACUAGGUGGGUCGCAGAGAUAGAUCAAUAUGACUUUGAGCUUAAGCCAGUGAAAGGCAAGUACAAUGUAGUUGCGGAUGCUCUGAGUAGGAGAUCAGACUACUUUGGAGCCAUAGUACACUAUCUGGAUAUAGGGAGAGACCUGCAGGAGAAAGUGAAGCAAGCGUAUGCGGAGGACCCUAUCUAUAGCGACCUCCUAAAAAGAGUCAGAGAGGCCCCAGAGACUGAGCCAGAUUACCGCACUACGGGCGGAUUGUUGUUUGAGAAGACUAACGUAUUUGACCGUUUGUGCAUUCCCAACAGUGAAGAGAUCCAUAGUUUGAUCCUAGGGGAAUGCCAUGAUACACAGGGACAUUUCGGUUGGCAAAAGACUCUAGCCAAUCCGAUGCGUGUGUAUACCUGGCCAGGAAUGAAGAAUGACUGCAUAAAGUAUGUCCGCAGUUGUAAAGUAUGCCAGCGUCAUAAGACUACUACGCGCGCAUCCCUUGGUCUUCUCAGAACCUUGCCUAUUCCGGAUCAGCCGGGAGACUCAGUGUCCAUAGAYUUCAUGGACACCCAAGUCAAGAGCAGACAUGGUAAGAGCUAAGUCAUGGUUAUAGUUGACCGUUUUAGUAAGUAUGCAAUCU